Molecule: messenger RNA, 1681 nt
Organism: Triticum urartu
Lineage: Eukaryota; Viridiplantae; Streptophyta; Magnoliopsida; Poales; Poaceae
Product: ankyrin repeat domain-containing protein 2A-like
Molecular function (GO): protein binding
Source: RefSeq, a predicted model, not a curated record
AAGCGUUCCUAUAUAAACCGCCGGGCGAAAAAUACACCGGGAAAAGGAGACCGGCUGGUUGGCUUUGGUUGGUUGGUCGCACUCUCUCCUCUCCAUCCAUCACCACCACCUUAUCAUCUUCCCCAUCAUCGUCAUCCUCUCCACCACCGUCUGCGUGAGCACAGUGCCAACGCCGGCGUCGUCUCCACUGCCGCCGUCGCUCGACAUGGCCACCACUCAAGAGGAGCAGAAGACGAGCGUCGUCGAGGCCGUGGAGCAGCCUUCCCCCGUGGCGGCGGCGGCGCCGGCGGAGGAGAAGACAAGCGUUAAGGCCGUGGAGGAGCCUUCCCCGGCGGCUGCGGCGCCGGCAGAGGAGAAAACAAGCGUUAAGGCCGAGGAGGAGCCUUCCCCGGCGGCUGCGGCGGCGGAGGGGCAGCGGCGGCCGCCUGCGGCUACGGCGGCGCGCCGGGCGGGUGCUCCGGCCAGCCCCUUCGACUUCUCCACCAUGAUGAACUUGCUCAACGACCCGAGCAUCAAGGAGAUGGCGGAGCAGAUCGCCAAGGACCCGUCAUUCAGCGAGAUGGCGGAGCAGCUGCAGAAGACGGUGGCGCCGGCGCCGGCGGCGUCGGCGUCCGCGCGGUCGCCGCAGGAGGUGGCGGCGGCGCUGGACCCGCAGAAGUACGUGUCGACGAUGCAGCAGCUGAUGCAGAACCCGCAGUUCGUGGCCAUGGCGGAGCGGCUGGGCAGCGCGCUGAUGCAGGACCCGGCCAUGUCCUCCGUCCUGGGCGGCCUCACCAACCCCGCCCAGAAGGAGCAGCUCGAGGCCCGCGUCGCCCGCAUGAAGGACGACCCCUCCCUCAAGCCCAUCCUCGACGAGAUCGAGUCCGGCGGCCCCGCCGCCAUGAUGAAGUACUGGAACGACCCGGAGGCGCUGCAGAAGUUCGGCCGGGCAAUGGGGGUGGGCCCGUCUGGCGCCGCCACCGGAGCUGAAGCCGAGGCAGAGGAGGAAGAGGUUGCUGCCGGCGAGGAAGGGGAGUACGAGGAGGAAUCUAUCAUCCACCAGACGGCGAGCGUGGGCGACGUGGAGGGGCUGAAGAAGGCGCUGGCCGACGGCGUGGACAAGGACGAGGAGGACUCGGAGGGGCGGCGGGGGCUGCACUUCGCGUGCGGCUACGGCGAGCUCGGGUGCGCGCAGGCGCUGCUGGAGGCCGGCGCCGCCGCGGACGCCGUGGACAAGAACAAGAACACCGCGCUCCACUACGCCGCCGGCUACGGCCGCAAGGAGUGCGUGGCGCUGCUCGUCGACCACGGCGCCUCCGUGACGCUGCAGAACCUGGACGGGAAGACGGCCAUCGACGUGGCGAGGCUCAACAGCCAGGAGGAGGUGCUCAAGCUGCUGGAGAAGCACGCCUACGUCUAGACGCCGUCGCCUCUCUGCAUACGCCAUGCCAUCAUCAGUCGAUCUUGCCUUCAGUUUGCUUAAUUUUAUUAUUAUUUCAGAUUAUGCUUAUUACAAUAUUUUCCAUGGAAGAAAAAAAGGGUCUCUCUUCGGCUGUAAUUCAUAUUUCAUCCAUCUGUAUCUAUUGAGUGUGGGUAGAAUUUAUCUGGUUUCUGGAUUAUUUAUUAUCGAUUUUGCAUUUUGCUGGUCGUUUCAAAGUUUUGCUUCGUGAAUAAAGAAAUAAAAUUCAUGUUUCAUAGUUUA